CAAAACAAAUUUAAGCUAACAUCGUUCAUAGAGAAAGUGCAUCAAACAAUGGCAACAGUGGCGGAAUCAUCAGAACCUGAAGCACCCCCAUCCACACCCGCUCCCACCGUUAACCAGUCCACAACCACCAAUCCUCAAACCCUAGAUGUGAAACCGUUUAUCGAUUACGCUGUUGGCCAUGUCCUAUACUACCAAAAAACCUUCAACGACGCCGUCGAUUCUGCAAUCGACGCUUCCACUUCUCGUUUCUCUCAAAUUCGAUCAACUUCUUCAGCUCAUUUUCAUCAAUCAUUGGAUUAUUUGGAUGAUUUCAAGUCUCAAUACAAUGCUUAUGAGGAACUUCUGUUUGGAAAGAUCAAAGAGGGUGUACUUGUUGCAGCUUCACAUCCAGUAAUUACUUCUGGAGCCACUGCUUCCAUGGGGCUUCUGGUCCUCAAAAGGCCUCGUAGGUUCUUGUACUACAACAUGCAGCGUCUUUUUGUUAGUGAAGAGUCUUUGGUUUCAAAAGCCAGUGAAGAAGUUAAAGAGUUGCGGCAGUCAAUUGAUCUUCUGAAAUCUGAAGUUGAAAGGAUGGAGAAGAGUGCAUUACAUGCAGAAGAGCAAUUCUUACAUGGAAGGACAAAACUCAGACAAGCCGGAAAGCAAAUCCGAAAUGUGAUUCAGUCGGCAUAUAAAAUUGAAAGACGGGCAGGAGGUUUAAAAGAUAUCCUUGGAGAGCUCCCUAAAAGUGAAGCGUCUCACUUUCGGUCACAGGUUUCCCGAAUUGCUUCUGAUGUAAAGCAAGAAAAGAGAUCCUUGGCCAAGGAGGUCUCUAAAAUUAGCAACUAUGGCAUCUCCAUUUAAGAAACUUUGCUUUAUCAUGCUAUAAAUGGAUGUACAAGUUUUCUGACGAGGAUCAUCAUCUCCAAUCAUCAUGCCCUCCCUUUUUUCUAGAUGCAUCCUUUGUUUUAUUAUGUUUGCUAGAGGGGAUGCAUCGUUCCCAGUAGAAAGGGAUUAUACAAGAAAAAUACAUUGAGGCUGUUUACCUUCAACUCAAAAUUUACUUUUUUAUCCUUUCGAAUAUACAAAGCCCUAUAUUGAAUGAAGUUUCGCUACUAAACACCUCUCUAACUUAGUUGACGAAUAUUUUAGGAAUUGAAUUAGAUUGCAGUUGUAUCAAAUCUGCGAGAAUAUUGCUCAGUUCAACAUGAUUAGGAAAUCUAAUCACAUGAACUGAAAAUAAGGGCUGAAACUCCGCUGAAUUAUAAAUAUCCGAGAUGCAACCAUAUAAUCAGCCAUACCUUUUUUCUAUUUCA
This is a messenger RNA of Medicago truncatula (barrel medic), 1295 nucleotides long. Its product is annotated as RGS1-HXK1-interacting protein 1. Bases 49 to 843 code for a protein of 264 amino acids. Lineage: Eukaryota; Viridiplantae; Streptophyta; Magnoliopsida; Fabales; Fabaceae. The transcript has 9 exons. The record is from RefSeq and is a predicted model, not a curated record.